Molecule: messenger RNA, 2095 nt
Organism: Mizuhopecten yessoensis (Yesso scallop)
Lineage: Eukaryota; Metazoa; Mollusca; Bivalvia; Pectinida; Pectinidae
Exons: 4
Coding region: 243-1337 (364 amino acids)
Source: RefSeq, a predicted model, not a curated record
UCGGUUCCAUGUGCUAGCUUGGUCGUCUGUCUGACAAGAUUUCUACAAUCAACACCACAAUUCCGUGGAUUACUAAGACAAACGAUUAUGGCCGUGCAAUGCAACACACUGUUAUCGCGGUCCUAAAGCUGUUAAGUGGUCAGUAUUCUCUCUUGGCCGGACAAAUUAAUGUUCCUUUUAUCCUCAAACUUGACGUGGCAAUAUAAGAGAAUAUCCUCAUUGAUUGGCGGGCGAUAUUGGCAAUGGAUUUCGGAGUAUGGAUUCCUCUUACAGAGGAUCAGGCGGAUGAGGUCGGGGAUGACAUCACUUGUCGAAGUCUAUCGUCUGCGCGUGAAAGUACAACGGAUGUGAGAGCACUUACUCCCCAUGUCGGCUCGAAGUCGAUGGAGAAUGACGCCGAGGUUCCGCUCCACCGUUUGCGGUGCCUGCGUGGUCUGGGGAAGGCCGGGUUUAUACCUAUGGGGCCAAAGUUUCAAGACGUGGCUAUCCGCUACAUACCCAAACCGAAGUACCGAUGGGCUGUAGAGAACUAUGUCAAACAAGGACUGGACGAACACCCGGGCCGGAAGCAGGUUCCAUUCUUUCUACGUAGGUCCAAAACUGUGCAGGUGAUUCAAAACAAACCAUUCCAGCGUUUCUUUACGCAGCUAGACUUGAACGCAACACCAAAUCCUCACACAGAUCGAGAUCGGUCAGAAAUCCUUAGUCGGAGGAACAAAAACAAAAAUGACAGACGGUUUUCUCUCUCGUUUGUUUAUAAACCAGCGCCAUAUACAGGAAGCCUUAAAAAACCAAACACGGACCGGCCGUUGCUGAGGAGACCGACUCCACUUCGGACCCCACCCGUGCAGGAAACGGACUCCCAGUUCAAACAUUUCACAAAAAGUUUAGAAUUGAAACCGAAAAACUUUGCCACAUCAACAGAACAAGACAUUUUCUACAAUAAGAAUUAUCCUCUAUUAUUGGACACUCAUCCGGAAGAAGAGGCUGCUGCAUUACCGCGCAAGCGCACACCGACACCGGAAAUAUGUUUCACACCAGAAAUGAAACGUGGUAUGACAAUAACAUCAAGAAUUCAAAAUUUGAAAACGGAAAUAGACACCCUCGAUCAAGAAACCGAUGGCAUUGACUUCCGAACGGUAUUGAGAGAUGACGCGUUCGAUCCUGCCGUCUGGCCUUGGAAUAAGGGCAGAUCGAGUUACAGGAUUCCAUCAUCUUCUAAUGAGCAUUUGCAGCGUCAACGUCCGAAAUCCCCAAGCCCAAUGUCUGUUAGUACCCUCCCUAAAAAUAGAACACCGACCUCUUUCUCUCCCGGACGAUCUUUGUCACCAUAUUAGCCAGGUGAAUUGCCAGAAAAAUCGCCUACACAACACAAGUUGUUAAGCCAAUCGGAUUAACAUGUCUCGCCUAUGCCUACACAACCAUUUUGUUGGUCAAAUUAUCAUAGGAGAACCCUGUAAAUCCAAAUGAAAAUUAUGCAUGCAAUACCUUUUGUCAAAAGAUGUUUCCAAAUAACAAUUAUUAUCUCCACAACUGUGUCGAAGAGCUUGAAAGUGAAUCUAUACCUAUAUGAAGCAGCUUUUGAUAUGUCAUAGCUAAGACAUCGAGCUCUGUCAUUUGACCCAAGGAACCAUGAAGGAUUUUCAAUUCGUUUGAAAACUCACAAAUAAGGGGAAAUAACUCUUUUAUGUGUCUCUCGUUUCUCGUCAGAAGGCCAUCCAGCUUGCGAAAAUUAAAUGGAUUGGUUAGUAGGACGUAAAUGAUCACAUGUAGACGUGGUUAUGUUGACAAUAUUUCUCUCGCCUGUGCUAUAUUUGUAAGCACCAUUUAACCGCCCAGUGAUGAAUGUAUCAUAUAAACAAAAAAUAAAUAACCAGAAAAUAACAAUGACUUCAUAUUGAUAUGUUUUGUAUAGUUAUCUUGUUAUUACUUAAUAACCUUGACCAGAAACGUGUGGUAUUGCAUUUCAACUGACAUCCGGAGAUCACUAUCACUUAUAAUGAUGUGAAGUUUCAUUCAUGAAGUUAUCAAACAUUUUAGACAGGGAGCUGCUGACUCGCCAAAUGUUAUCAGACGGGCAAUUAGCUAUAGGGUA